Messenger RNA from Lactuca sativa (garden lettuce), 2980 nucleotides. Its product is annotated as linoleate 13S-lipoxygenase 2-1, chloroplastic. The record is from RefSeq and is a predicted model, not a curated record. Gene Ontology annotation, biological process: lipid oxidation. Gene Ontology annotation, molecular function: metal ion binding; oxidoreductase activity, acting on single donors with incorporation of molecular oxygen, incorporation of two atoms of oxygen; protein binding. Lineage: Eukaryota; Viridiplantae; Streptophyta; Magnoliopsida; Asterales; Asteraceae.
UAUUUCAAAUAUAAAAUAUUCAAUUAUUUAUACAUAUCGAACCUAAACCAAGACAUAGUAUCCAACCCUUCUCGUACCAUUAUUCAUCACGACAAAAAAAACAUGCUGAAACCUCACCUCCACCACCACCACUCAAACUCUACUCAACCCUUACCCACACGGCAGCACAAGGCUUUUGUCGCCGGAGAUGGCAUCUCUUCUAGUGGUGACAGUGGAAGCGCCGCCAGUUUCCUUUCUCUCAACAAGUUUUCAUUUCCUAUCAAACCAAACGGCUUACAUGCAGUACGGUCAUCUCGUCAAAUCAAAGCCAUCGCCACUGACAAAUCCACCGCCACCGCAACCACCACCAAGGUGAAAGCCAUUAUCACCGUUCAGGUGACCAUGGGUGGGCUCAUAUCCAGUAUAGGGCUUACAAAAGGACUUGAUGAUAUAGCAGAUUUGCUCGGGAAAUCCCUCCUAUUGGAGCUAGUUGCUGCUGAUGUUGACUCUAGGACAGGGAUACCGAAGGAUACGAUUAAACAUUACGCACACCACACAGGGCUAGACAUAAAAGAUGUAAAGUAUGUAGCGGAAUUUGACGUGCCAGACGACUUUGGUCAAAUCGGCGCCAUUUUGAUAGAAAAUGAACACCACAAAGAGAUGUAUUUGCAGACAAUUCGACUCGAAGGAUUUUCCAACAACACGCUGGAAAUCAUUACCUUCAACCCGAAUUCUUGGGUUCAUUCCAAAUUCGAUAAUCCUGAAAAACGUAUUUUCUUCACUAAUAAGUCGUAUUUACCAUCGGAAACUCCCAGCGGACUGAAGCAUCUCCGAGAGAAAGAUCUAGCUAGCCUUCGAGGCGAUGGUGUCCCCGAAGGCCCUCGGAAAAAGCACGAUCGAAUAUACGAUUACGAUGUAUACAAUGAUCUCGGUGAUCCGGACAAGAAGCCGGAAUUGGCACGUCCGGUGCUCGGAACCGAGGAUUUGCCUUACCCUAGGCGUUGCAAAACCGGUCGCCCUCGCACUAAAUCAGAUCCUUUAUCAGAGUCAAGACACAGUGGUAUCUACGUGCCAAGAGAUGAAGCCUUCUCGGAAUUGAAAAAUAUGACAUUCUCAGCAAGGACAGUAUACUCAUUGAUGCAUGCAGUUAUCCCUUCAUUACAAACAUCCAUUAUUGACCACGAGCUUCCAUUUCCACAUUUCACAUCAAUUGACUCUCUUUACAAGGAUGGGCUUCAUAUGCCCCAGUUAGAAUCCAAAGGGUUUCUUAGAAAUACACUACCUCGACUUCUCAAAAUGGUUGAAGAUACCCAACAUAGCAUAUUGCGCUUUGAGACCCCUGCAAUAUUCAAAAAAGAUAAAUUUUGUUGGUUAAAAGAUGAAGAACUUUGUCGACAAACUCUUGCUGGCCUACACCCAUGUGCCAUUCAAUGUGUGAAGGAAUGGCCUCUAAAAAGUCAACUCGACCCUGAAGUGUACGGCCCACCGGAAUCAGCAAUUACAAAAGAAUUAAUCGAGGAAGUAAUUGGAGGCAUCAUCCCGGUUGAGGAGGCGUUAAAGCAGAAAAAGCUUUACAUCAUAGACUACCACGACAUCCUCCUCCCAUACGUAAACAAAGUGAGAGAAAUCGAAAACAUGAGAACAACGUUAUACGGAUCAAGAUUACUAAUGUUCUUAACACCUUCCGGAACCUUACGACCAGUGGCCAUUGAAUUAGUCCGGCCACCUGGCGAUGGAACACCGCAAUGGAAACAAGCAUUCACUCCACGGUGGGAUUCCACCGGAGCCUGGCUUUGGAAAUUAGCCAAAGUCCAUUUCCUUGCUCAUGACACCGGAAUCCACCAGCUUGUAAGCCACUGGGUGAGAACUCAUGCGUCCACCGAGCCGUAUAUAAUUGCGAGUAAUCGCCAGCUAAGCGCAAUGCAUCCGAUUUAUAGACUUCUGCACCCUCAUUUUCGAUAUACAAUGGAGAUUAAUGCGUUGGCUAGGGAAUCGCUUAUUAAUUGUGCAGGGAUUAUCGAGUCGUCUUUUUCGCCUGGGAAGUAUAGUAUAGAGUUGAGCUCGGUUGCUUAUGGUCAACUAUGGCGUUUUGAUAAAGAAGCCCUGCCUGAAGACCUAAUUAGAAGGGGUAUGGCGGAGGAAGAUCCGAAUUCUCCACACGGGCUAAAACUAUCCAUCGAAGACUACCCAUACGCAAAUGACGGUUUAGUCCUUUGGGACGCAAUCAAAACAUGGGUAACCGAUUAUGUCACCCACUAUUACCCCGACCCAAAUCUCGUAACAUCCGAUCAUGAGCUCCAAUCAUGGUGGACUGAAAUCCGAACUGUGGGCCACGCAGACAAAAAAGACGAACCCUGGUGGCCCACCCUCCAAACCCCACAAGACCUAAUCAAAAUCCUUACAACAAUGAUAUGGGUAACAUCCGGUCACCACGCAUCGGUCAACUUCGGUCAAUACGAUUAUGGUGGUUACGUCCCGGGUCGACCCACAAUUGCCCGGGUCAAAAUGCCGUGUGAAGAUCCAUCCGAAGAUAGAUGGGAAAAGUUUAAGCAAAGGCCCGAAGAUGAACUUUUGGCUACUUUUCCUUCUCAACUUCAAGGGUCGCAAAUUAUGUCGGUUUUGGAUGUGUUGUCGAAUCAUUCACCUGAUGAGGAAUAUAUUGGGGAAAAAAUGGAACCGGCUUUUGAACAGGAUUUGAAGAUUAAAGCGGCGUAUGAGAUAUUUGCGGGGAAGUUGAAGGAAUUGGAGGGGAUUAUUGAUGGGAGGAAUGCGGAUGAUGGGUUGAGGAACCGGAAUGGAGUUGGGAUUCCGCCGUAUCAACUUCUUAAGCCUUUUUCGAAACCGGGGGUGACUGGAAUGGGAGUCCCGAAUAGUAUUUCCAUUUGAAGUGUAGUAUAAAAUAGCUAGUUGAAAUGGUAUGGAAGACUGGUGUGUCUGUCUUUAUAACAUAUUAUAUAUUAUAUACAUAAUAAAUAAAUAAAUAAAUGUUUGGUAUUAUUAA